Periconia digitata is the source of this 1895-nucleotide messenger RNA. The record is from the annotation of a GenBank genome assembly. NCBI's taxonomy places the organism in Eukaryota, Fungi, Ascomycota, Dothideomycetes, Pleosporales, Periconiaceae.
CCGCCCAAGUGACCAGAGGUCGGGAGCUUUGCUGUGUGUCUGUUUGGAAAAUGACCGCAUUCCGCGAGCCGAGAUUGGUUGCAUUCUUGUUCGCUGGCCUGUCUUGUCAUCACCACCACAAGUCAUCGGAUGGCUUGGACUGCGCCCACACAUGAUGAUUCCUGCUUACAACACGUAUGUGCGUACACAUGUAGCUAUGGAUUGGCGUCGGAUACUCGUGUAGAAACAAGUACGAGUUUCCAAGUGAUGCCGAAUGCCAAGAUGCACUCACCAUGGCACUUUUUUCCCAAGUACGUGCCUUUGUAGAAUUCAGAGAUGCAUGAUGCGCAGAAUCAUGGAAUCGAGGAAGCCGAGAUGCCGGACCCUGUCCCUCCGGCGAGAACUGCCCGUGAUCUGCAUCCUGCAUCCUUCAUGAGCCACACAGAGUCGUUCUAUAGACGUCUUUGCGCUGUGCGACAAACGACAACGGUUGAGUUGGAAGCGUCGUAACAUGCAAUGACCGCAGCAGGACCGACCACCACAUCUGGCGCAUACACAUGACAAAGCCCUCCGCAUCUCGCAUCGCUAGGGCUCCGUAGGCCACUGCACUGUACUGUGCUGUGUCUAUGUACGCAAGGCCACGGCGUCGACUAAAUCGCCGCUCCAUCCGGCGCCGAGGCGGACGCGCUUGGCUGUGGCUGAGCUCUCGCCCAUUCUGCAUAUCAAUCCGCGUCAUACCCAGCCCUAAGCUUUCUUUGUUACUUCAUCAUCCGCUCACCACACCUCAUCCUCCACCGAAACCAGUAUUCGACGUCGUUUGCUAGCACCAACAAUGCCCACCUUAGCACCCAGAUGGUAUGACUACGACGAGUGCUACAUCCGCAAUGGCUACCGUUACUGCGACCGUAGUGCAUGGAACUCAUGGGUACGAUGGGUAGUCCUCGCCGUCGUCGUCUUUGGCUUUCUCGCGCUUUUCUUCCUCUGCAGUUGUCUCUCAGCUCGCCGCCGCCGCAAAGCCGGUCGUCAACCCUUCUACGGUACAGGAUGGGCCGCCCGACCCGGCAACCAACCCUACUACAAUCAGCAACAUAGCGCUCAACCCUACUACAACAAUAACGGCCAAAAUUACGCACAACCGCCACCCCAGUACACACCCCAGCCUCAGUACGGUGCUCAAAAUCAGGGUUACUACGGCGCGCAACAACCCAAGUACGGCCAAGAGAACGGCGUCGAACUCCAACAGCCCCAACCUACGUACAACCGUGGCCCCGAGGCCGAGUACGCUCCUCCACCAGGCCCUCCACCCGCCAAGAACGAUGGUAUCGUCCGUUAAACUUCGAUCCUCCCCGAUGUAAUAAAACCGGGUUGCGCGCUGCGAGUCUUUGUUUCAAAGUCGUUAAAUCGAUGUGUAUUAUCGGAAUUAUUUUAUGCUUGGGUACUUGGGCGUUCUUUUCCUUUUGCCGAGAAUGGCCACGAUAUCCCUCUUUACGCUCUAUGUCUACUUCACGAAUCCCUGUGCUCCUCCACCAUUACCUAUUACCUGUAACUUGGAAGAAAUGGAAGUUAAAUUUAAUACUGUCUCUCUGUAAUCACAGAAGCAAAUCCCGGAUUUGGAUACCUACUGUGAAUGAUGCCAUAAAUGUCUUGUCUAACGCAUGUGGCGAGACAAAACGUAGAAGAAUGAUACAUUUGCUGCAGUGCUGUUGGAGUCUAAUCCCAUUCUCUAUACUUUUCACUGAUGAUGUCAGAGAACUACUCCAGCCAGCUCCCCUGCCUUUUGUCAAUCGUCUAAUCCCUGUUCGGAAAAAGUUCGAUUGUUCAUAUGACGAUUCGCUUAAGCACAGUGAGGUCAAAUUAUACAACAGAAGCAAGAUUGAGUUUUUUUUUUUAAUUUCUUUAUCUCAUCUAUCUUCCAC